GGCCGCGACGCUGUCCCUGCGGGCGGGUGCGCACGUCGUGUCGCGCGUCCCGCCCUGCCCCGCUUGGUCGCGCGAAGGUUAAAAACCCGUCCAGGGCUGCUUGCGCGAGAAGAUCAAAAUGAUCCGGAUCACGAGACGCAAUAGGAGACGACAGCACACCUGCAGGGAUCAAACGUAAGGAGUCUCCGAGGCGAGAAUUGAUAUGGAAAGAAAGAGACUGAACGCAAUAUAAUAAACGGACGACGGGCUUCUUGAAGACCAGAAAUUGAAGUAACUGGUGAAUCGUGAGUGUGAAUUAGAGGAACAUUUGUCGAGUCGUAGUUAUUCCAGUAGCACAUUUUCCCCCCCAAGUUUGUCGAUUACAAACUGAAGGAAUCAUGAAUGUGCCGGAUGUCGUUUACCUCGCUUCUUCAAGAAACAGCGCUUUCGUAUGGAAUGCCGAUGAUUGGCUCAGGCUUCGGCGGGAUCACAGAAUAAUCGGCGAGUUAGUCGGCUCGUUCCCGAAAGCGAGCAGACAAGAUAUAUUCUUGGGUCUCCCGUUGCUCUUGUUGCCGGAGGAGGUCACUCUGUUGCUCGAAAAGAAGAUAGCUCGCCUCGUAGAGUAUACAGGUCUAAAGGCACAGCCGGACGAAUUGUUAAGCGAGAGAUUUCGGGAGUACAAAGAGAAGCUGUUCCUGGAGCAAGCGGACUGUUUGAGAGACAAUAGAAAGAGACAAAUUUCCUCUAUGAUGGGCAAAAUUGUAGAAGGAAAGAAGCGGAAGAUGUUGGGCUUGCACACAAGCAAAAAGAACAUGAAGAAGCCGCUGGAUAAGAAGACGCAGGAGGCCCUGGACAAUAUUGAGAUCGAUACCGACACUCUGCUCGAGGAGGAACUGGCGAAGUUGCCUAAACUGAGCAAAAACGAUGCACUUGUUCAAAUACACACAGCGUAUCCCUGGUCCGACAAGGACAAUGUGAAAACAGUGGAAUGGAAGCACCCACUGACGUCCGAGCAACAGCUUAGGUACAAGGUGUACAAGGAUCUCUGGGAGAGGCAAUAUUACAUCACCAGUGGGGAGAAAUUCGGUGGCGACUUUCUGGUGUAUCCAGGUGAUCCGAUAAUGUUUCACUCGCAAUACGUGGUACAGUGUAGACGCAAGGACGAGGAGAUACCAAUCACGGAAAUCGUGGCACAGUGUCGACUCAGUUGUCACGUCAGAAAGACGUUGGUGCUCGCUACGUAUAACGAAGAGAAAGAUGUAGUGAAAUAUCAGUCUUUUCAGUGGUCGGAAUCUAGUAUGUUAAAAAACAGCUGAUAUAAAAUAUUUUUUAAUUAUCAAGAAUUAUUUGACGCCAGUACAUACACGACUAGCAAUAA
Messenger RNA from Vollenhovia emeryi, 1357 nucleotides. It is a transcript of the gene Tsen34, whose product is annotated as tRNA-splicing endonuclease subunit Sen34. The record is from RefSeq and is a predicted model, not a curated record. Gene Ontology annotation, biological process: tRNA splicing, via endonucleolytic cleavage and ligation; tRNA-type intron splice site recognition and cleavage. Bases 378 to 1295 code for a protein of 305 amino acids. Gene Ontology annotation, molecular function: tRNA-intron lyase activity; nucleic acid binding. The transcript is spliced from 6 exons. Gene Ontology annotation, cellular component: tRNA-intron endonuclease complex. Lineage: Eukaryota; Metazoa; Arthropoda; Insecta; Hymenoptera; Formicidae.